CAUCCUACUUUUUUUGUCCUUCAACUUUCACUUGAUUCGACGAACAUGAAGUCUCUUGCAACCUCCCUCGCAGUGGCUGCUGCAUUCUUAUCAUCUUUUGUCUUGGCCCAAGACGGUACACCCACUAUCGUUCAGGGCGGCACUAACCCUUAUACUUGCGACCCAACAAAGUGUAUUGCUCCCAAAUGCAUGUGUGCUUCCCAAACACCCCCUGGAGGCAUUAAGCCCGCCGAUGCCCCGCAAUUUGUUACCAUCACUUUUGACGAUUCCGUUCAACCUGAGCUACUCCAAACUGCUUACGAUCUCCUCAAUGUCCAAAAUCCCAAUGGUUGCAAAGCCAAGGGCUCAUGGUAUGUCUCUAUGAUGUACACUGACUUUUCUUUGGUCCAAAGCUGGUUUGCUCAAGGCAAUGAAGUGGCCGACCACACUUUCACUCAUGUUGGAACUCCUUCUGCACAGGAAAUUCAAGCUGCUGCUGAUAUGUUGAAGGCUUAUGCUGGUGUUCCACAUGGCAUGCUGAAAGGUUUCCGCGCUCCUUUCUUGAACUACACCGCUGAUACUCUCAAGGAAAUCGCUGCUCAAGGCUUCUUGUAUGACACUUCUGCUACCGCUGUCGUUGAUGAUUGCUACUGGCCGUAUACUUUGGACAAUGGUCUAGCUAAUGAUUGUUGGACAGGUAUCUGUAACCCUGGCACCGUCAAUCUCCCUGGCGUUUGGGAAGUGCCCAUGUACGCUGUCUUAGACAAUGCCAGUAUCCCUCAACUUAUGGAUGUGUACCUCGCCGGUACCCCUGCUGAUGUUACUACCUGGUCUCAGACUAACUUUGAUCGCCAUUACAACGGCAACCGUCAGCCUUUCGGUAUCUAUGUUCACCCUACCCAUUUGACUAACUAUGCUGGUUUGCCUGAUGCCACUGCACUUAAGAGUGGUGUUGUCAGCUUCAUUCAAAGCUUGGCUUCCAAGCCCGAUGUCUGGUUUGUCACCAACGAUCAACUUCUUCAAUGGAUGCAAAACCCUGUUCCUGCUUCUCAACUUGCAAGCCAAUCCUACAUGCAAUGCUCAAAGCCUGUUACUCCCAAGGAAAUUUGCAACGGUCUUGAAAACCUCAACUACAAUUCCACUGUGGUCACUGGCGAUCUCAUCAAUGCUUGUAACUUCAACACUUCCAAUUUCGCUACCUGCUUCAAUUGCCCCGGCUCAGCUCCCUCUUUGCAAACCCCAGUUCCUGCCUCUGGUGUUGCAAAUGGCACCGCUGGUUAUCGCACUCCUUUGCCUGAUAACUGCAAUCCACUCUGGUGGGAUCCUGUUGCUGGACAGUGUUUGUGUACUACCUCAUCCUGCGCUUACCAAGAUACUUCCGUGCCUAAGCAACAGAACAGCACCAACGGUACUACCAGCGGAUCAGCAUCUCCUUCUACCUCAGGAACGGCCGCCAGCAGCGCCGCCCCUGGUCCUGUUGCUGCUACCGCUUUGACCAUGGCAGCUGCACUUUUGACCGCCUUCAUUUUGUAAAAAGAUAAACCCAUCUUUUCUUUUCGUUUUCUAGAAUAGAAGCACACCACACUAGCAUAUUUGUUUUGCGUUAUCACCACCCAUAGUACAAAGAUCUUUGCCCCAACCUGCUAUAGUAUAAUAAAAUGUAUGCAAGUUUACUAAAUUAUUAAACGGAGAAGCAUAUCCACAAUAAACGGAAUGUAAAUGAUGUAUUGCAUG
Umbelopsis ramanniana AG is the source of this 1713-nucleotide messenger RNA. RefSeq lists its product as uncharacterized. NCBI's taxonomy places the organism in Eukaryota, Fungi, Mucoromycota, Umbelopsidomycetes, Umbelopsidales, Umbelopsidaceae. Gene Ontology annotation, molecular function: hydrolase activity, acting on carbon-nitrogen (but not peptide) bonds. Gene Ontology annotation, biological process: carbohydrate metabolic process. The record is from RefSeq and is a predicted model, not a curated record. The transcript has 6 exons. The coding region runs from base 46 to 1512 and encodes 488 amino acids.